This is a messenger RNA of Aspergillus glaucus CBS 516.65, 597 nucleotides long. RefSeq lists its product as uncharacterized. The record is from RefSeq and is a predicted model, not a curated record. NCBI's taxonomy places the organism in Eukaryota, Fungi, Ascomycota, Eurotiomycetes, Eurotiales, Aspergillaceae. The annotation marks the transcript as partial. The transcript is spliced from 2 exons.
CUCACUUUUGACUUCAACAAAACAGAACUGCAGCACUUCACACAUGGAACCAACCAUCCCAACCCCACAUGCUCUAUUCGCUCCACUCAAGGCUCACACACAGUCACACCUCCCCCUCCUGGCAGUGCAACGCGCUGGCUAGGCAUCUGGUUUGACCGGAGGUUGAGCUUUAGCAAACACUGCAGGACCCUAGCUGCAAAGGCCAGACAGACAGCUGCUGAGGCUACAAUCACCUGUGUCAUCUCAGUCCUUUGCUAUGGGGCUGAGGCCUGGUGGCCGGGCUGAAACAGACCCAGGCCCAGGAACCAGGGCUCCGUGUCAAAUCGAGUCAAUUCCUCCCUCUCUCACCUUGACCGGGUACUCAGAGAUGCUCUCCAAGGUACUCUCCCAGUAUACUGGACCACCCCCACUCCAGCUCUCCAUCGAGAAACUGCCAUCCCCCUGAUGGAGAUCAUCCUAGACCAGAAGCGCACUGCAGCCAGAUUGCGUGCCUUCAGUUUAGACAAUCGCCACCCAGUUUGCAGGCGCAUUUUCUGAGCACGAUCUUUUCCAGCAAACACACGCCUAACCCACAAUCACCUGCCAUGGCUGGAGGGG